AUGUCUGCUGGUUCUGUUCUUGUUGCUGGUGGCACGGGCUACAUUGGCUCCUUCACCACCCUCGCUCUGCUGGAGGCUGGCUACAAGGUCGUCGUUGCUGACAACCUGUACAACUCCUCCGCUGAGGCACUGAACCGGAUUGAGGCCAUUUGCGGCAAGAAGGCGGAAUUCGUUAAGCUCGAUGUCACCAACGAGGCCGACUUCGACAAGGUGUUCGAAGCUCACCCCGACAUUGACAGCGUGAUCCACUUCGCUGCCCUGAAGGCCGUCGGCGAGUCUGGCGAGAAGCCCCUGGACUACUACAUGGUCAACGUCUACGGCACCAUCAACCUGCUGCGCUCGAUGGUCCGCCACAACGUCACCAACAUUGUCUUCUCUAGCUCCGCCACUGUCUACGGCGAUGCCACCCGCUUCCCUAACAUGAUCCCCAUCCCCGAGGAGUGCCCCCUGGGCCCCACCAACCCCUACGGUAACACCAAGUUCGCCGUUGAGACCGCCAUCACCGACGUCAUCAACGCUCAGCGCAACAACGCUAUCAAGGCCGGUAACGAGGCCGAGGCCAAGAAGUGGAACGGUGCUCUGCUUCGCUACUUCAACCCCGCGGGUGCUCACCCCUCCGGCAUCAUGGGCGAGGACCCCCAGGGCGUCCCUUACAACCUGCUCCCCCUGCUCGCUCAGGUUGCCACUGGCAAGCGCGAGAAGCUGAUGGUCUUCGGUGACGACUACGCCUCCCAUGAUGGCACCGCCAUUCGUGACUACAUCCACAUCCUCGAUCUCGCUGACGGCCACCUGAAGGCCCUCAACUACCUCCGCGCCAACAACCCCGGUGUCCGCGCCUGGAACCUGGGUACCGGAAAGGGCUCCACCGUCUACGAGAUGAUCCGCGCUUUCAGCGCCGCUGUCGGCCGUGACCUCCCCUACGAGGUCGCUCCUCGCCGUGCUGGUGACGUCCUCAACCUGACUGCCAACGCUACCCGUGCUAAUAAGGAGCUUGGCUGGACUCCCACCCGUACCCUCGAGCAGGCCUGUGAGGAUCUUUGGCUCUGGACUAAGAACAACCCCCAGGGCUACCGCCAGCAACCCCCGGCGGAGCUGCUGGCUAAGCUGAAGAAGUAA
Messenger RNA from Penicillium maclennaniae, 1116 nucleotides. Its product is annotated as NAD-dependent epimerase/dehydratase family protein. Gene Ontology annotation, cellular component: cytosol. Gene Ontology annotation, biological process: beta-D-galactose catabolic process via UDP-galactose, Leloir pathway. Gene Ontology annotation, molecular function: UDP-glucose 4-epimerase activity. The transcript has 4 exons. The record is from RefSeq and is a predicted model, not a curated record. The coding region runs from base 1 to 1116 and encodes 371 amino acids. NCBI's taxonomy places the organism in Eukaryota, Fungi, Ascomycota, Eurotiomycetes, Eurotiales, Aspergillaceae.